AUGUCUCUCUUUGCCAAACUUACCACUCCUAACAACAAGACCAUCGAACAACCUUUGGGGUUGUUCAUCAACAACGAAUGGGUCAAGACAGACACCACUAUUGAUUCGAUUGACCCGGCCACAGGGAAAACCAUCGCCUCUGUUUAUGCGGCGGGCGAAAAGGAGGUCAAUUUGGCCGUCCAGGCUGCUGUUGACGCUUUUGAGGACGAGUCUUGGUCUGGCCUCACUGGUUCUCAAAGAGGCGACUACCUCUACAAGAUCUACGAGAUUAUCAAAAGAGAUGUCGAGUUGAUUGCCUCCCUGGAGUCUUGGGACAACGGAAAGCCUUACGAAGAAGAAUGUCUUGCGGGAGACAUUGUGGAGGCCUACGAAGUGUUCAAGUACUACGCUGGCUUUGCUGACAAGAUCCACGGCCAGUAUAUCGGUGCUGAAGUUCUCGGUAAAGAUAAGAUGUGCUUCACCGACCCUGUCCCAUUGGGUGCUGUUGCAUCUAUCAUUCCAUGGAACUUCCCAUUCAUGAUGAUGGCAUGGAAGCUCGGACCUGCUCUGGCCACCGGUAACACGGUGGUGCUCAAGUCGUCUGAGAUUACCCCAUUGUCUGCUAUUUAUUUCGGUAAGGUCAUUUUGGAGGCUGGUCUCCCAAAAGGUGUGGUCAACAUUGUUUCUGGUUACGGUAAGGACGCCGGUGCUACCCUUGCCUCCCACCCAGACAUCAACAAGGUUGCCUUCACCGGAUCCACUGCCACUGGUCAAAGAAUCAUGGAGGCUGCUGCCAAAUCCAACUUGAAGAACGUCACUUUGGAAUGUGGUGGUAAGUCUCCGUUCAUUGUCUUUGCCGACAGCGACUUGAAGAAAGCUGUCGAAUGGGGAUACAGUGGUAUCUUCUACAACAAGGGUGAAGUUUGUACCUCCACUUCUAGAUUUUACGUGGAGGAGUCCAUCUACGACAAGUUCGUGGAGGAGUUUGUCAAGUUCACCGAGGAAAACGCCAAGGUGGCUGGUCCAUUCGAGAAAGGUUGCACCAUUGGUCCACUCGUUUCUUCUCUUCAGUACGAGAAGGUUAAGAAGUACGUUGAGAUCGGACAGAAGGAAGGUGCCAAACUUUUGACCGGAAAGUUCCACGACGGUCCGGGAUACUUUGCCAGUCCAUUUGUGUUUGGUGACUGUACCGACGACAUGACCAUUUCCCGUGAAGAGAUCUUUGGUCCUGUUGUUGCAAUUGCCAAGUUCAAAACCACUGCUGAGGUUAUCAAGAGAGCCAACAACACCACCUACGGUCUUGCUGCUGCUUUGUUUUCCAACAACAUCACCAAGGCCCACAAGGUUGCUUCCAAGCUGCAGGCCGGUAUGGUGUUCAUCAACUCCAACGGUGACUCUGACAUCCACGUUCCAUUUGGUGGUGUCAAGAUGAGUGGUAUUGGAAGAGAGCUCGGUACCUAUGCAUUGGAGCUUUACACUACUCACAAGGCUGUGCACGUCAACCUUGGUCUGGACUACGAACCGGCUGUGCACUUUCUGGAUUUUUCUUUAACUAUGGCUAUUCAGAAUCCUAACAACUGGCACUGGGUCGACAAGAACUGUAUCGAAUGGGCCACGCAGUGGUGUAAGAAGCGUCUGGUGGGCGUUUCUGUCGGUUCUGAGCCGACGGUUUCUGUGACCUCUUUGAAGAAACUCGAGGGAGACGUUGAAGUUUGCCAAAGAAAGGGCAAGAUUUUCUCUAUUUUCGAUCUCCAGGUGCAACUUGGAUUCUCCAGCGACAACAAGGAGGGCACCAAGGGUGUUCUGAGCAUUCCUGAGCUGGCAUAUGACACAGAAAUUGAGGACUUCCAGUUCGACAUUGCUUUCGAUAAACCUACUGGAUCAAGCGAUGAGGAGACCGUUCGGGCGCUGAUCAGAUCGAAACUCGUUGGCGAGCUCAGAACAGUGCUCUCUGAGUUCUCGUCAGACUUGCUGAGAGAGAAUGCUUCGGAUAUCCAACUUGACAAAUCGCAGGUCAACUCCACCUUCACAGCUGCUAACCAGGAGAAAUCAUUGACCAAGACUGUUGUCAAGGAGAAGACGGUGUUCAACAAGUCGACCUCGUCGGAGCCCAAACCAGCAACAAAGGUCUCCUCGAGCUCGGUUCCCAAAUACAACACCACUAGUCUGGACUUCUCCACCAGUUUCAACACCUCUGCCGAGCAGCUGUACCUGACGCUUCUGGUUCCAGAGCGUGUAGCUGCAUGGACACGGUCGCCACCGCUGAUUGAGCCUAAGGUCGGCAGCGAGUUCCAGCUGUUUGGAGGCAACAUCCAGGGUAAGAUUCUCGAACUUGAGGAAAAUAAGAGAAUUAAAAUGCUCUGGAGACUUAGAGAUUGGAAAGAAGGCCAUUACACCGAGCUGGAGCUCAAGUUCAACCAGGGCCAGUCGGAAACACAAAUGGCUGUGAGUUUCAAGGGCGUUCCUAUUGGAGACGAAGAAUUGGUGCGCGACAACUUCGAAAACUACUACAUCACCUCGAUCAAAGUCACUUUUGGCUUUGGAGCAGUGCUUUAA
Molecule: messenger RNA, 2535 nt
Organism: Ogataea philodendri
Lineage: Eukaryota; Fungi; Ascomycota; Pichiomycetes; Pichiales; Pichiaceae
Exons: 2
Coding region: 1-2535 (844 amino acids)
Molecular function (GO): aldehyde dehydrogenase (NAD+) activity; protein-folding chaperone binding; ATPase activator activity
Source: RefSeq, a predicted model, not a curated record